Carya illinoinensis is the source of this 2456-nucleotide messenger RNA. Its product is annotated as U4/U6.U5 tri-snRNP-associated protein 2. The coding region runs from base 365 to 2056 and encodes 563 amino acids. Gene Ontology annotation, biological process: mRNA processing; spliceosomal complex assembly; protein deubiquitination. NCBI's taxonomy places the organism in Eukaryota, Viridiplantae, Streptophyta, Magnoliopsida, Fagales, Juglandaceae. The transcript is spliced from 10 exons. Gene Ontology annotation, molecular function: cysteine-type deubiquitinase activity; zinc ion binding. The record is from RefSeq and is a predicted model, not a curated record.
CAAAGAUCAAUCCUAGCAAAGUGUUCUCGACGAGCGGCCCUCACGACUCGUUCCGAGUUACCGGUGACCGACUUUCGGAGAGAUCAAAAGGAGCUGAGCUGCUCACUUCACUCAGCUUUUCAGUAUCGUUAUCGGGUUCGUUGAUCAAUUAUCUUUAUUGAAAUCUUUUGCUUGCGCUCUUUCCCCAGCUUUUUCUUUCGCGAAAACCCUAGAACCUUGAAACAAUAUAGCUCGGUUUCCUAGCAAGUUGAGGGUAAAUUAAUGAGUGGGAACUCUCGAGUUUUAUUUUGCAACCAAACGGAGGAGUUAGUUUUGCGGUUGGUGAAAAUUAGUGUUCAUAUAAGCUGGUUGAACCUUGAUAGGAAUGAAGCCGAAGAGAGGAAAUGAUAAUUUGGUGGAUCAUGAGGAAGGGUUCGAUUCAGAAUCGAAGAGGCGGAAAGUGGUAGAGGAGUCAUCUCCGUCCCCGCCUCCUAUUCCCAUUGCGAAUCCUCUUGCUGGACUAGCAAAUUAUGACGAUGAUGAGGAGGAGGAUGAAAAUCAGUGGCGAAGGGCUGAGGAAAGUAGUGAUCGAAGGGUUGAGCAAAAUGGAAAUGGAGGUGAUCAACAGGAGGACGAGGACGACGAGGAUGAACAUGAGCAAGGAUACAGUCAAGGAAAGCGAAGCCGUGAGGUUGAGCGCCGUAGGGACUGUCCAUAUCUUGACACUGUUAAUCGUCAGGUUUUGGAUUUUGAUUUUGAAAAGUUCUGCUCUGUUUCCCUGUCAAAUUUGAAUGUCUAUGCAUGUUUGGUCUGUGGAAAGUACUAUCAAGGAAGAGGGAAAAAGUCUCAUGCAUACACUCAUAGCCUUGAAGCAGGCCAUCAUGUUUAUAUCAACCUUCGAACUGAGCAGGUUUAUUGCCUUCCCGAUGGAUAUGAAAUUGACGACCCCUCAUUGGAUGACAUUCGGCAUGUCUUGAGUCCAAGGUUUACUAAAGAACUAGUUGAACAACUUGACAAGAACAAACAAUGGUCUAGGGCACUUGAUGGUUCUGAUUACCUCCCAGGAAUGGUGGGUCUUAACAACAUUAAGGAGACAGAUUUUGUGAAUGUCAUAAUACAAUCUUUGAUGAGAGUUACUCCUUUACGGAAUUUUUUUCUUAUCCCCGAAAAUUAUAAGCACAGCAAAUCUCUACUUGUUCAUCGAUUUGGAGAACUCACACGAAAGAUUUGGCAUUCACGGAACUUUAAAGGACAGGUGAGCCCACACGAAUUUCUGCAGGCAGUUAUGAAAGCAAGUAAAAAACGGUUUAGGAUAGGUGCACAGUCAGACCCAGUCGAAUUCAUGUCAUGGCUUCUUAACACGCUUCAUUCAGAUCUUAAAACGAAGAAAAAUAGAAGCAUUAUCUAUGAUUGCUUUCAGGGUGAAUUGGAGGUUGUCAAAGAGAUUCAUAACAAAGCUCUUACCGAGAAGAAAGAAUACAGUAAUGAUCAGAAUGCUGUUUCCAAACUCACAGGUGGUGGAACUGAACUUGAAGCAGCUGUGACUGAAACUUCCAGAAUGCCAUUUUUAAUGCUUGGACUAGAUUUGCCCCCACCUCCCCUUUUCCAAGAUGUCAUGGAGAAAAACAUAAUACCCCAGGUUCCGCUCUUCAACAUCCUGAAGAAGUUUGAUGGCGAAACAAUCACUGAGGUUGUCCGUCCUCGAAUAGCAAGGAUGAGAUAUCGUGUCACCAGAUUACCCCAGUACAUAAUUCUCCACAUGCGUCGAUUUACAAAGAACAACUUUUUUGUGGAAAAGAACCCUACAUUAGUCAACUUUCCUGUGAAGAAUCUGGAGUUGAAGGAUUACAUUCCCUUGCCAACGCCCAAAGAGAAUGAGAAACUACGUUCGAAGUAUGAUUUGAUUGCCAAUAUUGUUCAUGAUGGUAAACCCGACGAAGGGUUCUACAGGGUAUUUGUGCAGCGGAAGUCAGAAGAACUAUGGUAUGAGAUGCAGGAUCUGCAUGUUUCAGAAACACUUCCUCAGAUGGUUGCACUCUCUGAGACGUAUAUGCAGAUUUAUGAGCAGCAGCAGUAAUGUAGUGAUUAUUGGUUCAUGAUGUUUAAGCAAACGCAGUGGAAUUUGUUUCCAAUGGAUGAUCAAAUGUGAUGAUGGUAGAGAUGAUAGAGAGAGCAUUAACCUUUUGGAGAGGGUGAUAUGUCGAUAUAUGAAGGAAGCUGCGCACAAGAAAAAGCCGAUUGGUUCUAUGAAAAUUGAGGCCAUCAUCUUUUUGUCUCCUGAGAUUAUCUAAAGCACCAAUCCAUUUGGUAGUUUUGGCUGUAAAACCGUCCUUACAUUUGUCAUGAAAGAAUUCUAUAGGUAAAAUCUUUUAUGGUAUCAGAAUUUUUGACAGUCUGUAUUUUGAUGAUUACAAUAUUGUCUGGCUAUGAAUUUUGUUCAAAUGUCCUUGAGAAAUUGAAGAUAUUUGUUUGGGAAA